UAUAAUUCUCAUUGGAGCCAGGCAAGUACUCAGAGGCCUGAAAUUAGUAUCGGGUGACAGACUCCCUCCUCUGAGAAGCUACAUGGAUGACGUCACAAGCAUCCUCCAUACAGCCCCAUGCAUGUCAAGGCUCCUUAAGUGCCUUGAUGAGCUGAUGACAUGGGCGAGGAUGAAGAUCAAGCCUUCAAAAUCAUGGAGCCUUUUGAUUAGGAAAGGACUGAGAAACAACAACAUAGUGUUUGUCACAGGAGGAGAGGAAAUUCCAUGGCUGGCAGAGCAACCUAUCCGAAGCCUCGGGAGGCAGUACACGUCAGAGCUCUCUGACAGACAGAUGGGGAGGCUGGCACAGAAGCAGCUGGCAGAUGGAAUGGCAAAGAUUGACAGCAGCCAGCUCCCAGGGAAACAUAAGGUGUUGUGCUACCAGUUCACACUUUACCAACGCGUAAUGUGGCCACUGAAAGUGUGUGAAAUUCCAUCAUCAGUAGCCAGCAGGACGGAUGGCGUCCCCAACAUUUACAUCAGGAAGUGGCUGGGCUUCUCUCGCUGCUUCUCUGACUCAGGCCUCUUUGGCAAGAACAUGUUGCAACUUCCUCUGAAAUCCAUCAGCCUUGGAUACAGGCAGAAGAGAACCUGUCUUGUACUGGAGUUAUUGGAAUCCAGGGACCAGCUGAUAAGGAACGCAAAGGUAGAUGUCUGCACAGGGCGCAGGUGGAGGGCACAGGCAGAGGUGGAUGAAGCCAUCAGCAUGUUGCAACACAAAGAGGUCCUGGGAAGAGUGCAAGACAGUCAGGCAGGAUUGGGCUGGGGAGAACCUGUGCAGUUCUGGUCCAAACCCACAAGGGAGCAGAGGAAGACCAUGGUCAUAGAGGAGGUCACAUGGGUGGAGUAGGAGCUCUGACUUAUCAAGGCAGUGUCCUAGGGCCACCACAAGCAGAGGCAUCAGCUGGGCAGACAUCUAGUGAACUCCACAAGCAUGGCUCAGCUUCUUGAUAAAGGCAAAAUACGACACCCUUUGACGUCUCCGAAGCCUCUCCAGGUAGUUUGGGAGUGAGGACAAGUGUCUGCUGUGCGGCAACAGCAACACAGGCCUCCAGCAUAUCUUUUCAGGGUGCAACAUUGCACUGGUGCUUCAGGUGGUGGCACAACCAGGUGCUGAGGAAGAUGGCGGAGCUGUUGGAGAAGUGCAGGGUGGGGGCAAUCAACUCCUCAGGUCACAAUCAACUGCUCAUUCCCUUUGUGAAGCCAGGAGAGCAUCGACAGAAGCCAGCAGUAGAAAAGACAUCUCCACUAACUCCUGGAAAGGCAUGGGAAAUGUGUGUUGACCUGGGUGCACAAGAAACUCUCAAACCAGAUGUCGUGAUGUGGUCCACAGCUGCCAAGAAGGUCCUCAUCAUUGAACUUACUAUACCUUGGGAGGAAGGGAUACCAGAAGCAUAUGAGUUGAAGCGCCUCAAGUACUCUGAACUGGCAGCAAAGUGCAAUGAGGUUGGCUGGACUACAACCACCCAGUGGACAUUGGAUGCAGGGGCUUUGUGAGCAAGUCAGCAGUCCAACUUCUCCUUGCAGCUGGAAUAACUGGGACGAGUCCACAGAGGGCCAUCAAAAAACUGGCAGAAGAGGCUGAGAAGUCAUGUUACUGAUUGUGGCUAUGGAGGAGGGACAGUUUUUGGGGCUCAACACCCCAGUCAUGGUAGCUACAGGGGUUGGUGGGCUCAACGUCCCCUGCUGGCCACUGCCCAUCGACCGGCAGAUGUGCACGGUGGCUCCAGCUGAUGACCCUGCAGUUGACCCAGUGUGUACUGACGGAAGUGCGGCACACAAAGAUGCCUGGCAGGAAGAACACCACCUGUACAAUACACUGAACGCCAAACCAUCCUUAGAGAUUUUUUAAGAGAUUGGCGAUACAAUGUGCUGCUUUGCCUUUACUUACCACAAGAGGUCGCUGAGGGAUUAAAUACCUGAAAAGCCUCCUGUCCUCCUGCAGUCUGUAGUGUGGUGGGUGUUCUGGCUUGGUGGUGGUGAGGUCCAUCUGGAAAUGCUCAGAGCAUCCCGUCUCAUAGCUGCUGCCAUCACCUCUCACAGUAUUUCACUGUUUUAUGGACACGGUCAGCUCUGGAGCUCUCUGUCUCCCUUUGGAGCUUCUUUGGAAACAUCAGCCUGCUUUUUAUUUACAACCUCAGAGCCAGGUCUGUUCCCCACUGCGGGAUAUGUGUGCAUACUGGAUGUGCGAUGAUUCAGGCAUAUCAGCUCACAGAUUUUGAAAAAAAGCAGGAAUGCAUGUGUGGUUGCUGUGUCCAUGGAUCUCUGUGCAUAGUUUACAUGUGUCUGAGGUCCCACUGUGGCCACUGUGUAAAUUUACUUGAGUUUUCUAUCGCUUUACAUUAAAUGUCAGAGCUUUUUUCAUGACCUAAACAUCCAACUAGUUUUGUUAAUUUUGUUUUACAACUCAACAUAUCAGGAAGAUAUAUUGGAUUUUGACUGGUAAGUAUUGUAUCCUUUCCUGUACCAAGUUUACAGUGACCACAGCUACAGGGAAGCAGUCUGGAAAACCUGAAAAGACAUGUUGUCUGGAAAUUUUGUUUAUGUAUGUCACUGUUUAUUUUUUUAUAAUUGAUUCCUCAUUUAAAGACCCGAAGUGGUAGGUCAUCCUGCAUGGAAAACUGCUAAUCCUUAAACAAAACGAAACGGCAAGUUUAAUACAACUUCCACUUAAACAUUUCAAUUGUAGUCACCAAAGUCUGUUUUUUUUUAAAUCAACAAAAGAUUAAUCUUUGCACUCUGUCGUUUAAUGUAAUGCUGUAAAAUCAUCCAGGUUUCAUAAGAUUGUAUAUAUUUUUAUACUUUGCUGUUUUUUACAUUUACAUAUUCCAUUAUAAAUAUAUAUAUUUUGGUUGUUUCUAUUAUGAUUGAAUGUUGCUAAUGAGACAGCCUUUGUGAGGAUGAUGUAAAAUUUACAAUAUCCAGUUUUGGUUGUUUUGUAGUAACUUAUGUUUAACUAUAUCAUCUUAAUACCACUCCUCUCAUUCUUUCUGCUCUUUUGAUUCCAGUUUCUUGUUUUUUAUAGUUAUUUUGUGUUGCUUUUCCCCUUCUUCACCAGGUUUUCAAUGUGUUUCAUUUAGAUGUGUUUUUUUAAAACGUUUUGUGCAUGC
Molecule: messenger RNA, 3149 nt
Organism: Thunnus maccoyii (southern bluefin tuna)
Lineage: Eukaryota; Metazoa; Chordata; Actinopteri; Scombriformes; Scombridae
Exons: 2
Coding region: 83-889 (268 amino acids)
Source: RefSeq, a predicted model, not a curated record